AUUAUUCAGUAUAUCGGGGAAAUCUGCAGGUACCUCCUGAACCAGCCGGUGCGAGAGGUGGAGACCCAGCACCGGGUGCGGCUGGCGGUGGGCAACGGGCUGAGAGCCACCAUCUGGGAGGAGUUCACCACCCGCUUCCGAAUCCCGCAGAUCGGGGAGUUCUACGGGGCCACCGAGUGUAACUGCAGCAUCGCCAACCUGGACGGGAAGGUCGGCGCCUGCGGAUUCAACAGUCGGAUUCUGCCCAACGUUUACCCCAUCCGCCUGGUGAAGGUGAACGAGGACACGAUGGAGCUGGUCCGGGACUCCCGGGGGCUCUGUGUCCCCUGCCGCCCAGGAGAGCCGGGCCUGCUGGUGGGGCAGAUAAACCAGCAGGACCCCCUGCGGCGCUUCGACGGCUACGUCAGCGAGAGCGCCACCACCAAGAAGAUCGCCCACGACGUCCUCCGGAAGGGCGACCAGGCCUACCUGUCAGGAGACGUCCUGGUGAUGGACGAGCUGGGUUACAUGUACUUCAAGGACCGGAGCGGGGACACCUUCCGAUGGCGAGGGGAGAACGUCUCCACCACGGAGGUGGAGGGAACCCUGAGCCGCAUCCUCAACCAGACAGACGUGGCUGUGUAUGGGGUGGAGGUACCAGGCGUGGAGGGCAAGGCCGGGAUGGCAGCGAUUGCCGACCCCAAAGCCAAGGUCAACCCCAACGUCCUGUACCAGGAGCUGCAGAAGGUGCUGCCUCCCUACGCCCGGCCCGUCUUCCUCCGGCUCCUGCCCCAGGUCGACACCACAGGUACUUUUAAGAUCCAGAAAACCCGCUUGCAGAGGGAAGGAUUCGACCCCCACCAGACCUCAGACCGGUUGUAUUUUCUGGAUCUAAAGCUGGGAAAAUACGUCCCUCUGGAUGAAUGCCUUUAUGAAAGGAUUUGUUCUGGAAAAGCUGCUUUAUGA
Messenger RNA from Merops nubicus (carmine bee-eater), 945 nucleotides. RefSeq names its product long-chain fatty acid transport protein 1-like. Gene Ontology annotation, biological process: negative regulation of phospholipid biosynthetic process; response to insulin; positive regulation of heat generation. The record is from RefSeq and is a predicted model, not a curated record. The transcript has 6 exons. Gene Ontology annotation, molecular function: long-chain fatty acid-CoA ligase activity; fatty acid transmembrane transporter activity; long-chain fatty acid transmembrane transporter activity. The annotation marks the transcript as partial. Gene Ontology annotation, cellular component: plasma membrane; mitochondrial inner membrane. Lineage: Eukaryota; Metazoa; Chordata; Aves; Coraciiformes; Meropidae.